AUGGAGCGGGUGGAGAAAUUUUUCUCACUUUCCCUCUCCUCUCCCUCCUCCAGCCGCCGACUUCUUCCUCUUCAUCUCCUUCCCUCUCUAAGGUCGGUCUUUCUUUCCCUUCUUCUCUUUCUUGGCUCUCCGGCGACUGCAGAAUCCGGCGGCGGCUCGACUAGAUUGGGGGCCCAAGAUUGAUGUUGUUGGAUAUUUAUUCCUUGACCUUGCAUCAAAUUACGAACCUCCUGAGUCACUUGUGAAUGGCUUGAAGCUGGGGACAAGCCUAUUUAUAUUGGUUUUGGUUGGCAGCCUUAGAGUGAAUCUAAAACCCUAACAAGACGCUCAGAGGUUACGYGCCAGUUUUACAUAAUCUGUUCAGUUUUGUUCACUGCCACAAAUAUUCAAACGAAACUGAAACUUAAACCUUAUCUCUAGCGAGAAUGGUGCUAGUGGUCGCUUCGUCCUCUAUUGAUUCUGGAAUUGGUUGCUGGGACCUCCACACGGGUGCGGAACAACUAAGAUACAAGUCUUGUGCUUCUCCUUCUCAUGGUCUUAUAUGUGUUGGUCAACAGUUUCUCGCAUGCUCUCAGCUCCGUGAUCCCGCUGCCACAGCAGGCUCCAUUCUCUACUGGUCUUGGUUUAAGCCUCAAGUAGAAGUUAAGAGCUUUCCGGCUGAAGCAAUAAUGCCAUUAGCUGCCAACAAUGAGGGUACCUAUAUAGUUGGUGGYGGUUUCUCUGGAGAUAUUUACUUGUGGGAGGUUUUGAGCGGUAGACUGCUUAAGAAAUGGCAUGGUCAUUAUAGGGCAGUUACUUGCGUAGUAUUCUCUGAAGACGAUUCCCUAUUAAUUUCCGGUUCUGAAGAUGGCUGUGUUAGAGUUUGGUCCCUUCUAACGGUAUUUGAUGAUGGGUGGCAAAGGGAAGCAAAACAUUUAUAUGAACAUAGUUUCACUGGGCACAAUCUACCUAUUACUGAUAUUGUUGUAGGUUAUGGAGGAUCCAACUCUAUUAUAAUCUCUUCCUCCGUUGACCGGACUUGUAAGGUGUGGAGCUUAUCUAAGGGAAAAUUGUUAAGAAAUAUCAUAUUUCCUUCAAUCGUCGAUGCAAUUGCUCUGGAUCCUGGCGAACAUGUAUUCUAUGGUGGUGGUAGAGAUGGGAAGAUAUACACUGCUGCGCUCAAUGCUAAAAGCCCAUCUAGUAGUGAUUAUGGAUUGCACAUUCUCGGCUCAUUAUCAAAUCAGAGCAAGUCUGUUACUUCUUUGGCUUACUGUGCAAGUGGAAAUUUGUUGAUAUCUGGAUCUGAGGAUGGAGCAAUUAAAGUUUGGGAUACCAGGACCAACAAUAUCAUUCGUGUUCUUAAACAUUCAAAAGGUCCUGUAAAUAAUAUAAUUAUCGUACGACAACGGGUCAUCCCUAAACCGCUGAUAAAUUCUAGUUCCCAAGGUUCAUUGAGAAAGCAUCGUUCACUAGUACCUCCUCCCCUUGCAAAAUUCGAAAAUUCGAAGGACGAGGAUGAAGACACUGGCAUUGUCAUUGGUGUAUCGGGAGAAUUUAUGGGGUUUUCUUCCCCCCUUACUUGUGACGUGAUGGAGAACCAAAUCGCACAACUUCAGAAACAGGGUUGUGCUGCGACAGGAAUGGAGUUGGAACGAGUGAAGCGUGACUAUGGAAGAUCCAUGCAAAUGCUACAGCAGUGGAGAAAAAUGUACGACAAUUUACAUGAAUUUUGUGUAAAUGAGCUUGUGGAUGGCGAUCAAAAUACACGGGGAGGCGAGGUUUAAGUUUUUGCCCGUGUUAGUUUUUUAGAUAAUUGGUAGUCGGAGUUCUGUUCCCCUAUAAGGUUCGGACUUGGAAGACAUGRGAGUUUUUGAUAUUAAGCUUAUCGGAAGGUUUGAACUUGAGAUUUUUAAGUUGGUAUGAUYAAGAGACUCCAAAUCCUUGUCAAUCAAACUGCUYUUUUGGGACGUUUUUGCAUGUGUUAUUCUAUUUUAUUUUUUUAGGAAUUUUGUUUUGUCUCAUCUUGGGUCAGGCUAGAAAUUGUAAACUUAUACGGACCAUGUCACCAAGUCGGAAGUGACAGUGUAGGGGAUGUGUAUAUAUAAUUUUAUUUUCUUUC
Molecule: messenger RNA, 2098 nt
Organism: Momordica charantia (bitter melon)
Lineage: Eukaryota; Viridiplantae; Streptophyta; Magnoliopsida; Cucurbitales; Cucurbitaceae
Product: protein ROOT INITIATION DEFECTIVE 3
Biological process (GO): DNA-templated DNA replication; rRNA processing
Cellular component (GO): nuclear pre-replicative complex; rixosome complex
Molecular function (GO): protein binding
Source: RefSeq, a predicted model, not a curated record